AUGGCCGAUCGCUGGGAGGCGCGCAAACGUCAGCGGCCCGACUCGUCCGCCAGCGAGACAAUCGACAUGAAGCGGCUACGAAUCAACUCGAGGUGGGCGCCCCCGCUUCCCGGCCGCCUCCCGCGCGCCAACUCACCGGUCCUCCCGUGCAACCGCAGCGAGCCGCUGGACACGCCGCCGGCGGCGGCAGCAGCUGCCCCGGGCAGUGCGGCGGAACUGCUGGCGAGGGGCGGUGCUCCCGCAUGGGGCACCGCGCAACUCUCGCCCCCCGCGGCUUACGCCGACAUCAACUCGAUGCUCGCGCGCCUGCACAUGGAGAGGGUUGCGGCCGGGGUGAGACCCGCGUGGCGAGGCGACGACGACGACGAGGACCUCUGA
Molecule: messenger RNA, 378 nt
Organism: Emiliania huxleyi CCMP1516
Lineage: Eukaryota; Haptophyta; Isochrysidales; Noelaerhabdaceae
Exons: 3
Coding region: 1-378 (125 amino acids)
Source: RefSeq, a predicted model, not a curated record